AAACCCUGGAACCAGGGCACCUUCGCAAGAGGGACCGAUCCUCUUUCGAUAGGCAGCGCUUGUCUCUCCCAGCACACACACCCUUGCUUGCUAACUCGGCCGGCAACCCCCUUUCCUUCCGGAUUUCGAUGCAGUACCGGACCAGGGUGCCGCGCAGGGUCCCUCCGGAUAAACCCAACACAGCAGGAGGGGACAGGGGUCCGCUGACGAUGGUGGACUCCCAGUUGAGGUCAGCACAUGGGGCAUACUUCCGGCGGAUGAGAAGGGAGCCCUUUUCGUGAUGGCGAAUCCUGGGCGUGUCGCGAAGGCUCGCGGAGGCGUUGGCUUAAUAGUCGGCGCUGGGUUGUUUUUUCUCCUCGUCUCCCUCCCUCUCCUCGCUCGUCAGUUGACUCAGUUCUACCCGCCGAUCAACGACUCGAAGCGUCCAACCAUGUGGAAAGGUGUCGUCGCCCCCGCAGCAGGGCUGCUGCUCUCGUCCCUGGGAUUAGCUGGUUCGGCAUCGGCUACCCUCCUUUACGCCUCCUCGUACGCUGGCACGGUGACAACUCUCAGUCUAACCCUGCCCGACGGCGAGUCCAACGUCGCCGCCACCAACGCCGCGGGUGCUACCCUCAAGGCCGUCUCCAGCUCGACCGAGUGUGGGCCGAACCCGUCCUGGCUCGCGCUGGAUUACUCCAAAUCGUUCCUCUACUGCCUCGACGAGGGCUGGGCCGGCCCGUACGGGGGCGUGUACACAUUCUCUGCCCCCGAUGAAGGGUCCUUGUCUCUGCUGAACAAGCUCGAUCUGAUCCAAGGACCGGUCAGCAUCGCUCAAUACGGCGUGGAAGGGCACGGCCUUGCCAUCGCACAGUAUUCUGGCUCAGCUGUCAGCGCCGUCAACGCUGGCUCCGAAGGCGAACUAUCCUUGGUGUUCAACGAGACAUAUGCUCUCGCCGGGCCUGGGACCAACCCUUCUCGACAGGAGGCGCCGCACCCACAUCAGGCCAUCUUGGACCCCACCUCCUCCUAUGUUCUCGUCCCAGACUUGGGUGCCGACCUCGUUCGCAUCUACCGGGCCAAUGCCAAGACCCUUCAGCUGACGCCUAUCGCGCCUCUGGCUGUAACUCCCGGGUCGGGUCCGAGGCACGGCGUGUUCACGGUUGCCAGGAGGAAGACGUAUUUCUACCUGGUUUCCGAGCUGACCAACACCAUUACGGGCUACGAGGUCAUCUAUCAAAGAAACAAGACCCUCGGCUUCAACGAGCUAUUUACUAUCUCUACGCACGGUGACGACAGCGAACUACCUUCGGGUACGGGUGCUGCCGAAAUUGCCAUCUCGCCCGACGACAGGUUCUUGAUUGUGUCCUCUCGCUGGGAGAACUCGUUCAACAUCCCGAACUUCGACUCAUCCAAUAGCACUGAGAUACCCUCGGACCCUAUUAUUACUUUCUCGAUCAACCGCGGCACCGGGGCCCUGGCCAAGGUUCAGGAAUUCGCGGCUGGCGGCCGCGGCCCGCGACACUUUUCGCUCAACGCGGCUGGCGACUUAGCAGCGGUGGCGCUCCAGGCGGAUGGCCGCGUCGUUGUCAUCGCACGCGACGUCGAGACGGGCGAGUUCCAGGAUUAUGUGGCCCAUGCGAGCGUCGAGGGCGAGGUGAACGCGGUGAUCUUCCGCGAGGAGUUCUAAGUAGUAUAACCCAGGGUAGCAUAGCUAUGUACAAGGCGGCCCUGGCCCCUGGCCGCACGAGCGUAUGCGGCACAUGCAAGCAGGCAGAGAGUCUAGACUCAGCAACUCGUAAAUAUAUAUAGACAGAGUCAUCCGAUAGAGUAUUGAGUUCUAUGCUACAAU
This is a messenger RNA of Durotheca rogersii, 1828 nucleotides long. RefSeq names its product putative isomerase YbhE. The transcript has 4 exons. Gene Ontology annotation, molecular function: 6-phosphogluconolactonase activity; protein binding. The record is from RefSeq and is a predicted model, not a curated record. NCBI's taxonomy places the organism in Eukaryota, Fungi, Ascomycota, Sordariomycetes, Xylariales, Xylariaceae. Bases 281 to 1666 code for a protein of 461 amino acids.